AUGAACGUCUCAAAAAGCGAUCCCAUAGCCAUCGUUGGCGGUGGAGCAUUCGGUCUCUCCACAGCUCUCGAGCUAUCAACUAAAGGCUACACAAACAUCACGGUCCUCGAGAGAGACGAGGAGAUUCCGUCACGAUGGUCCGCUGCGAAUGAUCUGAACAAAAUUAUGCGAGCGGAAUACGAAGAUGACUUCUAUACGAACUUGGCGGUCGAAGCGACCCACGCCUGGCAAACUCCUCUAUAUGCGCCUUACUUCCACCGUGUUGGCUUCUUAAACUGCGUUUCAGGUGCCGCACCACAGAAAGCAGUGGACACGAUGCGCAAGUUCCAAGCAGCUGCUGAUAAACAUCCGGAGAUGAAGCCUUUCCUCCAUUCUAUCUCAGGAGCUGAACAAGUACGCAAUAUAGCUGGGGCAUGGCAGUUCACUGGAGAGAUGCCUGGUUGGAAAGGGUACUUCUGCAAAUACAACGGCUACGUACAUUCCGCCAACGCGUUGAGGGGGAUAUAUCGCGAAGCAGUGAAGGCUGGUGUCAGGUUUUUCUUGGGAGAGACAGCUGGUGCAAUAGAGAACAUCGUCUACGAAGGCUCAGGAAAGAGCAGAAAGAGUAUCGGCGUUCAAACCAAAGCCGGUCGAUUUCACCCUGCGAAGCUAGUCAUCGUUACCGUUGGCGCUGCAGCACAUAAGAUUGUCCCCGAACUUGGUACCGAGGUGUCUGCCAAAUCUUGGUCUGUUGCACACGUCCGCCUCACUGACGACGAGACCGCAGCACUGCGCGGCAUCCCCGUUACAUACGCUCGUGAUCUCGGCUUCUUCUUCGAACCAGACCCAAAGACGAACCUCCUAAAGCUGUGUCCAAUGGGUGGUGGCUAUAUCAAUACCAAUCCCGCCACUGGAGUUUCUGAAGCGCCCGAAGGACUCAUGCGCUUUGUGCCCAAAGAAGACGAAAGGAAGAUGCGAGAGCUGCUUCGCCAAACGCUGCCCUAUCUUGCUGAUCGACCGCUGGUAAAGAAGUUUAUAUGUUGGUUUGCGGAUACAGCGGACUCUGAUUUCAUCGUCGACUACGUACCCGAGACCUGCUCUUCUGUCAUGUUGCUCUCAGGCGACUCUGGCCAUGGUUUCAAAAUGUUCCCCAUAGUCGGAAGGUGGGUGCACAGCUUACUAAACUCGCGCGACAGGGCACAAAGCAUCUCAAGAUGGCGUUGGAGAAUACCAAAGCAGAAGGCGCAGGGAGAGAGCUUUGAUGAUGAUGUGAGCUGGAGGGUAGGAGAUGUUAGAGAGGUCCGCGAAGUACAAGAAGAAGCGGCCAAGUCCAAACUGUAA
Molecule: messenger RNA, 1320 nt
Organism: Alternaria arborescens
Lineage: Eukaryota; Fungi; Ascomycota; Dothideomycetes; Pleosporales; Pleosporaceae
Exons: 2
Coding region: 1-1320 (439 amino acids)
Molecular function (GO): flavin adenine dinucleotide binding; saccharopine oxidase activity; sarcosine oxidase activity
Source: RefSeq, a predicted model, not a curated record